Messenger RNA from Cryptomeria japonica (Japanese cedar), 3616 nucleotides. RefSeq names its product disease resistance protein Roq1-like. The transcript is spliced from 5 exons. Gene Ontology annotation, molecular function: ATP hydrolysis activity; ADP binding. The record is from RefSeq and is a predicted model, not a curated record. NCBI's taxonomy places the organism in Eukaryota, Viridiplantae, Streptophyta, Pinopsida, Cupressales, Cupressaceae. Gene Ontology annotation, biological process: defense response; signal transduction. Bases 89 to 3427 code for a protein of 1112 amino acids.
CAAAAUUCUGAUUUGGGUAAAGUUCGAUGAAUUUGGAAAAGUGAGACCUGUGAUCUACAAUUCAAAUGGAGAUUUCUAUGUUCGCUAGAUGAUUCCUAGAAAUCCAGUACAAUUCGCUCACGCUGCUAGAUUCAAUUCAUCUUCUCUCGCGUUUGUUCUUUCAGUCAUUCUGUCCAUGGCCGGUUUCUCAUCACUUCAAGAAAUCGCACCUGCACAUCUAAGAGAUAAAUCAACCACAUCUGCAAGGUUGUUUGAUGUCUUCAUCAACCAUCGAGGCCCAGAUGUGAAGCAGACUCUGGCUCUUAAACUUCACAAAUCUCUUACAGAUUUGGGAUUGAAGGCAUUUCUUGACUCCGAAGAGACGCAACUGGGUGAAAUUUUUCCUUGUACAAUUCAUGAUGCCAUAUGCUCUUCUUCAGUUCAUAUUGCUAUAUUCUCAAAAAGUUAUGCCGAUUCUGAGUGGUGUUUGGAUGAGCUUGAUCUCAUGUUACAAACUAAGUGUAAGAUCAUUCCUGUAUUUUAUGAUGUGGCCCCUGUGCAUCUCCGCUACAUUGAAAAAGGAGUGUAUGCAGGUUCAUUUGCUAAACAUGAAGAGAAGGGCAGAUACCUGAGCAAACUUAAGCAGUGGAAAGAAUCCCUUCGCACUGCUUCUUUUUUCUCUGGCUACGAACUAAACGAGCAUAAUCAUGAUGUGGAGAAGCUCUGUAAAAUGGUAGUGUCAGCUGUCCUAAAAGAGGUUAGAAAGACACACCUUCUAGAAGUUUCAAAAAGUCCGGUAGGGCUUAAUGAACUAGUAGAAGAUUUUGAAAGGCGGUGCUUCCUCAACGCGAAGGAGAGUGGCAACAUCCUCGGCAUUUACGGAAUGGGUGGAGUUGGAAAAACAACUCUUGCCAAAGAAGUGUAUAACCUCAAGCAUUCAGAAUAUAAAACAUCUUGUUUUUUGUUUGAUGUGAGAGAAGCAUCUGCCAGAAGAGAUAUGCCCUCCCUUCAAACUAAGCUUCUGAAAGAUCUUGUUGAGGAGAAUCCUCCUAUAUUUUGUAGUCAAGAGGAAGGAAAAAAUUAUCUCAAAAAUCGUUUUGCAAAAAGGAGGUCUUUCCCGGGCUUUUUGGUUGUAGUGGAUGAUAUUGAUCAUCCGGAUCAAUUAGAUGCUCUAUCGGUCAUGGAUAUGCUGAAUACAGAGAGUUUGGCAAUUGUGACAACCCGUGAUGAGAGUGUCCUAGUGCGGGCAGGAAUUACUUGUCGGUAUAAGGUGAAAGAAAUGAAUCCAAUGCAUAGCAAGCAGCUCUUCUGUUGCCAUGCAUUUCGCCGCCCAGUUCCCACCCCAGGAUAUGAGGAUCUUGUGGAGAAUUUCGUUAAAAGGUGUGGGGGUCUACCUCUGUCCCUCCAAGUGAUUGGUCGGCUUGUUUUUGGUAGGAAUGAUAAGCGGUACUGGGAAUUAACACUGGAUAAAGUUAGUAAGACCCUUCCAGGAGACAUUAAGCAAAUACUUCAAAUAAGCUAUGAGACAUUGGAUAGAGAGCAACAGCAAAUUUUUAUGGAUAUCGCAUGUUUCUUUAUUGGUAAGGAGACAAACAUGGCGAUAAAAAUAUGGGAGGGAUCUGGAUGGCAGGCUGAACACUCACUUCAAAUGUUGAAAGAAAAAUGUCUUGUUGAAGAGGAGACCAGCAUUUACAAGUUUAAAUUGAGAAUGCACGACAACCUACGUGAUUUGGGACGAGAAAUGGCAGAUGAAUCGAACUUUCCACAUCGCAUAUGGCGUCUUCAUGAUCUUAGAGCUUUUGAAUUAGACACAUUCAAAAAAGUCCUAGCCGCAACCAGAGGUCGUAGUUUCAGGUGUCUUAAUUCAUUUUUUGACAAUUCUAUUGGUUCUCAAAUUACAUAUUUUUUGGGUAAUAGAGAUGAUCGUGUUGAGACAUCAGCUGCUUUGCUAUGCCUUGAGCUUGAUAUGAAAUGGAAUUCGUACAGGAGAAUUCCUUAUUGGAUUCCUUUGCAAAAUUUGCAGUAUUUGAAAAUUAAGAGAGGAUGCCUCACAAGAUUAUGGCAGAGCAGUUUACAGGCAACGUUUGAGUUGAAAAAUCUGUUUCUUACCGAGACAGCAUCGCUGGGAGACAUUACAACAUCAUUAGAAAUGUUACCUCACUUGGAGCACUUAGCCUUGGAAGGAAGUUUAGUAUACCGGAUGGAGAAAUCAGAAAGGGAAUGGAGAAUGUUAAGCAGUUUGAAACAUCUAGUCUUAAGUGGGAGACAUCCAGAAUGUAAGGGACUGGUAAUUCAAGCGGGGAAGUUAUCAAAAUCUCUCAGAAAACUAACCAAACUGAGAAUUUUAGUUUUGAGGGAUUGCAUAGUAAGUGGAGAAUUGGCUUUGAACAGUAGUGGAUCAGAGUCAACUGAUCUUGUGUCUUCUCAAAACAGCUGCAUGGGUAACCUUGAAACCAUAGAAAUGUCUAAUGUAAAGCAGACUUCCAAGGUUUCGAUUAGUGGAAAGUAUUGUCCCAGACUUGAAUCUUUGCACAUUGAGUCCAUGCAAUCUCUAAAUGAACUGAACAUAACAGAGAUCACAACAUCGCAUUUUCUUGCAUUGAAAGAUUGUAAGAAAGUGAAAAGAGUAUCAGGAGAAUUUGAUCUGACAAAGCUUCUAAUAGCUGAUUGUCCGGAGCUUGUAAACCUGCCCAAUCUAGCAAAAUCACAAUUCCUGAAGUGGAUUUCCGUGGCUAAAUGUCAGAAACUGGAUAAUCUAAAAGGGCUUUGGGCAGCAUCAAAAUACCAACAUUACCAUGUUGACCUUAAUCUUAAAAGUUUCCUUCCCGCAAAGAUUCCGCCGUCAGAAUUGACGAGUAUAAUUGGGAAAGCAGUUCAUGGAGUCCAGUCUGCUUUAAAUGCAGAUCUCUUUGAUUAUUCUUUCACUCAGGCAAUCGAUAAAAUCAGAAUAAAUAGAAGAGGAAGGGCGGAGGUGUCACUGAAAGCGGCGGAUUUAUCCAGUGCAAUCAUUGUAUGUGUUAUUCUUCGAAGCUCUAAGGGAGAAGUUGUGCGGGUCAAGCUGCCUGACGGUGAAUCCAUAUGUUGCUCUCUGGAUGGAGGAGAAUGGGUGUGGACUAUUGUCGUUACAGAUCCUGUAGUGGUAAAGCAUGCGCAUCAUUAUAUUGCGGAAUCGUGUUGGAUUCCAACAAUGGAUUAUCCCCGUCUCGAUAGUGGAAUAAAGAAGGGGUAUGUCUGCACCAUCGACAUACCUGGAGGCGACCAAUACACCAAAGUAUUGUCUACAAUUGUUAGUCAACUAUACCUGGAAGAAGCUAUGGGAGAAGAGGAAGGCGGCUCACUAGACAGCAGCAAGCAAAUUGUUGUUCCGCACUGGAGGAAUCCUAGGCCGCUUAUUAUUGGGCGCCGCGGAAGGAAUACAAUCCUGAAUUCAAUAAUCUGUGGGUCUUAAAGAAAACACAAAAUCACAAUAUGUUUGUGGAAACAUUGAGAUUUAAAAGUAUACCCCAUCAAUUGUUCGAUUAAAUGUUGUGUAAUGUCUCACAUAUUCAAAACAUGGCUAAUAUUGGGAUAAAUUUUAAUUAUGUCCAAAGGCAUCUACAUCAAAAUGUUCGUAAACAAAAAUUCAAUUUUGAAACAA